Messenger RNA from Tuber aestivum (summer truffle), 2500 nucleotides. Lineage: Eukaryota; Fungi; Ascomycota; Pezizomycetes; Pezizales; Tuberaceae. The record is from the annotation of a GenBank genome assembly.
AUGACCCCCCGCCUCCUCCUCUUCCCCCUCUCCUCUCCUCGGCCCCUCAUCGCACUGUUAUCCCGCCGCGCACCUGGCCUGACCCCCGCUAUAUCAUUCCCCGCUCCUCCGCUGAAGGUUGCCUGCUUAAUGCCAGCGUCGAAACAAUUCUUACACCAGAAGAGCAGCUCCACCGAAGCCAUGCACGAAUCGCCAUCCUCCUCCGAGGGGAAUGAUUUGAUAUUUGUCCGUUCCUUGAAUUUGUACGUCGUCUCUACUGCAGCCCCACACUGACCAUCGCUGACAAACGGAAUUGAGCUUCAGGAAAGCCACAACGGGCGUAGACUCAUGGGGCCGUAAACGCCCCCAACCGAUCCUCCUAACCCUCUGGCUCAGGAGCUCCAUCGCGCUUGCCGGCUCAACGGACCACCUCCCAUACUCCAUAAACUAUGGCACGGUAACGAAGGCCAUAACCGCGCGCGUCGAGAACGACGCCUUCAAUUCUCUGGAACACCUUGCGGAGGAUGUAGCGCACACUGCAUUAGGGCCGGACAUCAAUGCCGGUUGGGUUAGGGUCGUUGUCGAGAAACCAAGAGCACUGCUCCGCGCGGAUGCAGCGGGGAUCGCAAUCACUAGGAGGAAGAAUGCCGAGGGAGAAGUGCUCGCUGAAGGCAGUGACCGGGUGUUCGUCAAGGAUCUCCGACUUGUAACAAUUAUUGGCGUGAACCCCUGGGAACGGGAGGAGAAGCAGGCAGUUGUGAUCAAUCUAACCAUGCACAAGGAGAACAAUCCCAGGAGGCCCCUAGAAGUGGUUGAGGGUGGAAAUUUUGACCCGCACUAUAACUUCCGCUCCGUGGCCAAGCGCGUGACGGAGCACGUCGAGGCCUCGGAUUACAAGACUGUCGAGGCGUUUGUUACGGCCGUUGCGAAGGAAGCUUGUGUCGGGUGCGGGAUUUCAAAGAUCACGGUGCGGGCGGAGAAGCCGAGUGCUCUGACGUUCGCAGAAGGUCCUGGGGUGGAGAUUACCAGGGAGCGGUCGUUCUUCCUUUUAGAAGAAAGCGCAGCGGAACCGGAAGGAAAGCACGAUGUAUUCAUCGCUCUAGGCAGUAACGUCGGAGACCGCUUCAAAGCCAUAAAAGAGGCUGUUGCAGAAGUGGAGAACAGGGGGAUAAAGGUUAAGAGAACGAGCAGUUUGUAUCAGAGUGCCCCCAUGUAUUACCUUGACCAACCGACAUUUUUGAAUGGGGUUAUUCAGGUCAUCUCCAUCUCCAGCCCUGCUUAUUGAUGUGGAUGCUAACAUAUAACAGGCAGAGACAACACUAUCACCGGACGAUCUAUUGAAGACCCUAAAAGACAUAGAAUCCCUCCUUGGCCGGUCAAAAAGUAUGGAGAACGGACCCAGAUCAAUAGACCUGGACAUACUCCUCUACGACAACCUGGUGCACGAAACUCCACACCUCACCAUCCCGCACCGGAAAAUGCUGGAACGGGAGUUUGUUCUCCGGCCCCUGUGCGAGUGCGCUCCCUUCCUCUCCUCGCCCUAGUAACACACAGUGCUAACUCAACCAGCAUAUCCCCAAACAAACCUCACCCGCUAACCUCCACCGCCUUCAAGCACCAUCUCGAUGCCAUCCCCCCGCCACCGCCCUCCACUCCACCACUCCGCACAUUCGCCUUUCUCUCCCCACACCUCCCCCCACUUGACCCUUCAAACCCCCACCGAAAAACAUACAUAAUGGCAAUUCUAAACCUGACCCCAGACUCCUUCUCCGACGGCGGCGAGCACACAACCAGCAACAUUGUUUCAACCGCACGGGAAUUGGUCGCUGCGGGAGCUGACAUCUUGGAUUUGGGCGGGUGCAGUGUCCGCCCACACGCCACACCGGCUAGCCUAGAAGAGGAGCUCGCAAGGGUAAUACCGGCGAUCAAAUCCCUCCGCGAGGCCGGCAUAGAGACCCCGAUAAGCAUAGACACAUACAGAGCCGCGGUAGCCAAAGCCGCAGUAUCCGCCGGUGCGGACCUAAUAAACGACGUCUCCGCCGGAACUUUAGACAAAGAUAUGCUCAAAACAGCGGCGGACCUCGCCGUGCCCAUCUGCCUAAUGCACAUGCGCGGUGACCCCUGCACCAUGGGCUCUUUGGCGUCCUACCCCACCGGUGUAAUCCCCGCCGUCAUCUCCGAGCUCUCGGAGCGCGUUCGCGCCGCCGAGGAAGCGGGCGUGCGUAGGUGGAAUAUAUUACUCGACCCGGGUAUUGGGUUUGCCAAGGAUAUGCGGCAGAACCUAGAGUUACUCAGGGGGCUUGCGGAGGUUACGGGUGGCAUUGCAUUGCCGUGGGUUUUAGGACCCAGUCGAAAGGGGUUUGUCGGCAGGAUUACGGGCGUGGAGGUUGCGAAGGAGAGAGCGUGGGGGACUGCGGGAACCGUGGCGGCGUGUGUUGCGGGUGGGGCGGACGUGGUUAGGGUUCAUGACGUCGCGGAGAUGAAGAAAGUGGUUGAUAUGGCGGACGCUAUUUGGAGGCAA